GAGCCACUUCCCGUACAGUCCGCCUCCGCGCGUGAGCUCCGCCGAGAGGGGCGCCGGCAUCGUGGCUCAGCUUUCAGGAAAAUCAGGUUUUAUCGAACUAAAUGUGCAUUAAUGUCGAUACACGGGGGUGAAGUGAAGAGAUAGCCCUCGGUGGGACAGCGGUUGACCAGGUGUCCUCGGAUGGAUUGAGUUUUCCUUUAAGAUAAUGGAGAGAGGUGUCCGCAGAGGAAGAUGGAAUAAAAAAGCCCAUGUCGGCACAAUACUGGUCCUUAUGUGCAUGGUCAUCCCCACUUUGACGUUGGUAGAACCGUCGGAGAAGCAGACGUGUCCUCAUGGGGACUAUCUCACUGAAGAGGGAGUUUGUUGCAACAAAUGCUCUCCAGGUUUUAAGCUUGUUGAAAAGUGCCAUGCUGUGGGUCAGAGAAGUAACUGCACACUCUGUCCUGUUGGACAAUACACAGACCAGAUGAACUUCUCCCCCAACUGCAGGCGCUGUAGACGCUGCAAAACAACGAAGCAUGAGUUAGAGAUAUCAGCAUGUGAAAGAUACCAGAACACUAUCUGUCGCUGUGAGGAGGGCUAUUACAAAAAUUCCAUCGACUCAGAAACAUACGAGUGUCGCAGGUGUCGGCAGUGUGGACCCGAUGAAAAGACAAAAAAGCCAUGUACACCAGAGAAGAACACUGAGUGUGAAUGUAAAGAGAAGUACUACAGAAUCAACAACACAUGUGAGCCCUGCACAAAUUGUACAGCUGAGUGCAAACAUCAUUGUUCAACACCUUCUAGUCGGAAUACAAGAGCUCCUGAUCCUACAGAGAGACACAUUAUUAACAUAAUUGCUGGAGCUGGAGCUGUUGCUCUGGUGGUGUUGGUGCUGGGGGUUCUUGUCACCUACAUGGUCACAAAACGGUCUUUCAAUAAGAAGUUGGUGAGCUUGUCCUCCCAGUCAUCUGACAUCUCUCAGGACUUGUGCAAGCAGGUCCUGAUCACCAGUGAGGAGCCUUCAAACAACAUCGGUGUCAAGACUGCUCUCCAAAGUCCUGUGAGUGACCAGGAGCAGCCAUCCAACCUGCCUGACUGCAUCCCCUUGGAAAUCAAGUCCCCUCCUCCCUUCUCAGUCCCUGACUUGAUCUACAUGGUGCUGGAUCUGGUCCCCGUGCUGCAGGUGAAGCAGCUGGUGCGUUCUCUCGGCGUGAAGGAUACAGAAAUCGAACAGGCGGAGCUGGACUACCGAUCCUGCCGGGAGGCUCACUACCAGAUGCUGAGGGUGUGGGCUGAGAGAGGGUCACGGGCGGGUGGAGUGCUGCCCUUGUUGCCGGAGUUGUUAGAUGAACUGAGAAAGAUGCACCUGGGUCGAGCAGCUGAGGAGCUGCAGACAAAGUACGGCAUUCAGUAAUUCUGCAACACGUGCCAAGUGGAACACAAAGCUUGUGAAACCAAGUAUUGUUCUCUUUAGAGACUCCCUAAAAACACCCAAAUGAAUGCGGUGCUGUCACCAGAGCAGUUUUGUGUCCCAGAGCACUCUAUCUUUCAUCACUCGCUGACAAGCAGUGUCAAACUACUGAGGACCAACAGCUCUGGGAGGGAGAAUCACUGAAAAUAUGAUUUUGCACUGAUAAAUUCUGCUUAAAAUUUGUUAAGAACUUUUAGCAAAGUAUAUAUAUUCUUUACAAAUCUUACAGAUAUUUAGGGACAGACUUAGCUUGGCAGGACUGGAAACAGGACAAAACACAAAGUGUUUCAUAAGUGCAGGCUGCCAACCACACAGCCGACUACUCUUUACAGACUGUGUGGGCCAAAACGUACAAGAAGCCUAAUUCACUACAUGUUUACAAUCUGGUAGAAGAACAUUAAGAUACGCAAUCAUUUAGAUCAAUGUAAAUGAUGGAAUAGUGGCAUUAAAAUGUGCCAGAGGCCACCAUUUUUAUAAAAAUUUUCCCUCUGCCCUCUGACCGCACUGGUUGGCUACACCGUAUCCUUGUGGAAAGCCCUGCAAAACAGCUGUCCUGGCUCUGCCCCAAAAUCCACCUACCAGCACCUUUAAAGCUCACCUAUUAACAUGUCAUAUCUUGUUUGUUUAAUCUGAGUUUUAAAGGCUCAGUGUGUUGUUUUUUAUUGGGGGUUUUAUGCUGAAACUAUUUCCUGUCUGAGGGCAUUGAGCUGGAGAGGUGCAGGUAGAUUAUUCUCUAAGAUGCGCUGUAUUAUGGGGAUAUGGGUCAAUGUGGGUUGAUGUGAUCAAUAUUAGACUGUUUAUUGUGUUAUCCAUUAUGCCUACUCAUUAUGAACCAACUCUAUUUCAGUUACUGUCAGUGGUUCAUAUUGCAAACAUACAUUUAAACAAUGCAAGCUGUAUUUUUCAGUUUUGUCAUUAUGUUGAAUGUAGAAGUGUAAAUUCAAAGGCUACUCAGUCAUAAAGGUGAAAGGAAAUGUUGAUAGCAGUUCCUGGUUAUGCUGUUCAAACAUUUAUAAUCUCUCUGUCUUUUUUUUCAUUUUAUGGCCACAGUAACAAGCGAGGGGAGUUUAUAGUUCCUGCUUAAUGCAGACCAGACCCCGUCCACUUUUCACAGGCUUUUCACAGCCACAUAUGAGCAUUAUUCAUGACUGUUAGCGAAAACAGGACACGCCUUGUCUCAGUAUGCCUCAGCCAAACAAUUUUAUAACAUCAGUCUCGGCCUGCAGAUUCAGAUAUGAAUCAGUCGCACUCACACUGAGGACGUGUCAUUCCAAAGCACUUUUAAACUGUACACAGAACCAUUUACCGAGUGGACAAUCAAUGUCCAAUAAUUUUUAGCAGCACAUUAAAAAAAAUUGUGUGUAACAUAUAUAUGAACUUUAAAUCAUCUUUUUUAUGUGUGUGUCUGAAUUGUUCUACAAAUAUGUGUGGAGGCUGCAGACAGCUGUCAUGAGCCAACUGAGAGUAACUCUUUGUACAUUACUGCAUUAAACUUGUUAUCAAAUUUGUAACGCCA
Molecule: messenger RNA, 2969 nt
Organism: Chelmon rostratus (copperband butterflyfish)
Lineage: Eukaryota; Metazoa; Chordata; Actinopteri; Chaetodontiformes; Chaetodontidae
Gene: tnfrsf1a
Product: tumor necrosis factor receptor superfamily, member 1a
Exons: 10
Coding region: 206-1396 (396 amino acids)
Biological process (GO): inflammatory response; signal transduction
Cellular component (GO): signaling receptor complex; membrane raft; mitochondrion
Molecular function (GO): tumor necrosis factor receptor activity; tumor necrosis factor binding
Source: RefSeq, a predicted model, not a curated record